This is a messenger RNA of Hydatigera taeniaeformis, 1662 nucleotides long. The record is from the annotation of a GenBank genome assembly. NCBI's taxonomy places the organism in Eukaryota, Metazoa, Platyhelminthes, Cestoda, Cyclophyllidea, Taeniidae.
AUGACUACUGAUUAUGGGCAAGACGAAUCGGGUGAUACUGGGGUAUGCAUCGACCCUACGAUACUUGAGCCUAGCGAUGAUCACGUAGCACAAGUGUCUUUUUCUUGGCUGAAUGCAAUUCUUCUGAUUUUCUUUGGUAUCAGUUCAUGGGUCGCCAUCAACGGUCUUUGGAUGGAGCUACCCCUCUUGGUAUACGUACUUCCAGAAGGUUGGAAUCUUCCUGCCUAUCUCUCUAUCAUCAUACAGCUGGCCAACAUAGGUCCAUUGGUGUAUGUUCUGCUGAUCCAAAUUUGCCGCAACUUUGGCCGAGCACAGAGUGGUUACUGGUGCAUGCGCCUCAUUCAACCGCCAGAACGUCUGGCCAACUACACCAUUCUCACUGUUGGGCUCACAGCCUCGCUUCUCCUGACCCAAUUUUGGAAUGCAGUAGUGUUAAUGCCAGGCCUGCCUGUAAACGUUGCAAAUGGUGGAGGGCCAGCGAUACCAGAGGCGUUGUACGGACACAGUUUGGGCCUCUUUAUAUUGACCUUCGCACUAGGCAUGAUUGACUGUAUGUCCUCCGUCACCUUCCUUGCCUACCUUGCCAAUAUGCCCGCGGUGUAUGCAGGUGCUCUGCUCUUUGGAGAGACUGCUUCCGGUCUUUUACCUAGCCUCUAUGCCCUUGGCCAGGGAGUUACAACUGAGGCCGUCUGCGUGCCCUUCGUCAACGAGAACGGGACAGCAGAGUACCAUCCAGUGUAUUCGCCGCCGAACUUCGGGAUAUCCGUUUUUAUGGCUUUGAUAGCAGGUACUACAGGUCUCAGUCUUUUGGCUUUCGGGCUGCUCGACUGUUUGCCCACAGCACUCGGCCGUUCUAUAACGCUCUCGUAUCAGCGGCACCACUCCCUUCCACCAGCUUCCAAUGGCGAGGACGUCGGUGGCAGAUGCGAGGAUGCCACCAAGUCUAUAACCACGGCAUCAUCGAUGGAAAUGACCGUGGAACCUCGUGAUAUGACAGCAAAUGGUCUCUUUUGGGUCUGUUUCCUUUUAACGGGCUACGCCAGCUGCUUGACUAAUGGGUUGCUGCCCUCAUUGCAGUCCUUCUCCACUGCCGCUUACAGUACGCGAACGUUUCAUCUGGCCGUGACAUUGUCCGGCAUCACAGGACCCAUCAUGGCUGUUGCCGUCACUGCCUUCUAUGGCUACGAUCAACUUGGCCUUUGGAUACGCUACGUCCUUCGCCGAUUCUGCUUCUGUACUAGUAGCCGACCUCUCGUGGAGCAUUGGGAUUCUACCGAAUCCGACAAUCACCAAACACCCCGACAUCCAACAACAAAAAUGGCCUCUAUUGAAGGUGGUCAGUUGGCAUUAAUCCUAACAUUCCUCAGCGUUAUUGGCUCAUUAUUUGCUGGCUACAUUAUUUUUUUGGCCGCCACAUCUCCUUCUCCACCACAACUUGGAGGUGCCGGUUCUGCAUUCUCGGUUCUGUCGUGGAUUUUGAUGACAGCGGCGUUGAGCAUUCAGAAGACGUGGAUCACGUUGCAUCUGGUAAAGCAUGGCAGUCAACGAAAUCUGCGAACAUUGGGAAUUGCCAGCCAGAUUGGUUCAGUAAUGGGUGCUCUAGUAAGCUUCAUUCUCACUGCCAAAUUGAACGUCUUUGUUCCCAAAGUACCGUGUACAUAA